AUGCCUCGUUUUCAGCCCUUAUUACGAUUGACAAAUACUCUACAUGGUAAUCGUCGAUAUCGUUUACACACUACACAACUCAUAGUAUUAGUCAUUAUUAUAUUUUUAUGUUUAACACUUCUUGCUGGUCAUUAUUUACCUGAUGCAACAAAAAAUGUUGAUUUUGCUGAUAUUAUUAAACGACAUAAAACUGAUUUUAAAGACGUUUUUGUACCACCGAUUCCAAAACCGCCACUUCAUUUAAGAUCGGGUAGAAUUUUGAAUGAACAUAAUCAUUCUAUACAUUUACAUGAUCAACAAGAGAUAUUAAAAGCAAAAAUUGAUCGUGCAAAAAUUGUUGAUACAUUAGAUGCUCCAGAUUUAAAACCCAAAACAUCAACAUUAAGUUCAAUAAUUGAAGAUGAAAUUGAUCAAACAAAAUUGAAUGAUACAAAUGAUAUUGGCGAUAGUGAACAACCAUUUUCUAUUGAAAAUUUAACACAAUUAUUUGGAAAAAUGUCUAUUGAAAAGUUAGAAAAAAUUAAAUCGCCAAGAUUUAGAAGAGAAAAAGUUCGAGAGGUAAGUUAA
Molecule: messenger RNA, 567 nt
Organism: Didymodactylos carnosus
Lineage: Eukaryota; Metazoa; Rotifera; Eurotatoria; Philodinida; Philodinidae
Source: the annotation of a GenBank genome assembly